UGUUGGGAUUAUGGGGUUUGUCACACGUUCCCGAGGAGAACAGGCGAAAACUGCUGUUUGCUGAGUUAUUUGCCGAGCAGAAGUCCAGCCAGAAUGUCAGUGGGAGUGCUAGCGGGUAAAGUGGCCCUGGUAACAGGCGCCGGCUCGGGAAUCGGACGUGCCACCUGCCGUAUUUUGGCCAGAGAUGGAGCCCAGGUGAUCGCCGCCGACCGAAAUCUGCAGGCGGCCCAGGAAACCGCCCGGGAACUGGGCUCCGAGCGAUCCGCCGCACUGGAGGUGGACGUGUCCUCCGCCCAGAGUGUCCAGUCCGCGGUGGCCGAGGCCCUCGGGAAGUUCUCGAAGGCACCCAGCAUUGUGGUCAACUCGGCUGGCAUCACCCGGGAUGGCUAUCUGCUCAAGAUGCCCGAGCGGGACUACGACGACGUCUACGGGGUGAACCUGAAGGGCACCUUCCUGGUGACCCAGGCCUUCGCCAAGGCCAUGAUCGAGCAGAAACUGGAGCAGGGCAGCAUCGUGAACCUCUCCAGCAUUGUGGCCAGGAUGAACAACGUGGGCCAGGCCAACUACGCGGCCACCAAGGCCGGCGUGAUCUCGUUCACGGAGGUGGCCUCCAAGGAGUUCGGCAAGUUCGGCAUCCGGGUGAACUGCAUCCUGCCGGGCUACAUAGACACGCCCAUGGUGGCGGUGGUGCCCGACUCCGUCAAAGAGCAGGUGGUGCAGCGCUGUCCCUUGGGAAGAUUGGGUCAGCCGGAGGAGAUCGCCGAGGUGAUCGCCUUCCUGGCCUCCCCACAGUCCUCCUACGUCAAUGGGGCCGCCAUCGAGGUCACCGGGGGUCUCAAGUGAAAACAUAGAGAAUAAGAAUGUGCCACUUACAGGCAGUACAAUUUCCCCAUCUCGAAACUCCCCAACUCCCAAGGUAGAACUUGAUGUAUAACAUAGUACUUUAUAUAUACCCUACAUAUACAUAUAUACAGGUGAAAUCAAGUGACUAUACAUAUGUAUGUGGGGUGGGCCCAGAACAUUGCAUUUACUUGUCCAGCCAUUUAAUGAAGUUUUUUUGUUCCUAAAUAUAUAAAUAUCGCAAUUUUACUACCA
Drosophila rhopaloa is the source of this 1095-nucleotide messenger RNA. Its product is annotated as estradiol 17-beta-dehydrogenase 8. Lineage: Eukaryota; Metazoa; Arthropoda; Insecta; Diptera; Drosophilidae. The record is from RefSeq and is a predicted model, not a curated record. Gene Ontology annotation, molecular function: oxidoreductase activity, acting on the CH-OH group of donors, NAD or NADP as acceptor. The transcript has 2 exons. The coding region runs from base 94 to 843 and encodes 249 amino acids.